AUGACCAACACAUUGAAUGGCAAAUCACCGCCGCCCUCCUCGGCACGGCCUUCAGCAUCGGCUGCUGCUGCAUCUGCAAUCACAUUCAUAUUCACAAACGGCGUCCCGGCCCGAUUCCGUAUGGCAUCGAGAAUCGCACUUGUGGUAGUCACCCUUAUCGUAAUAUACGCUGCCUACCAUUCGCUCGGGACUGCAUUCUCAUAUAUACGAGAGCUACCGUUAUACUUCCAUGUAUUGCUAUUAAUCAAUCUGGGGUUGUGGUGUGGAGCUACCAACAUACAUAUCCUUAGUGUGUUUGGUAUUGAUGCUGCUGUACUCUUGGAAACUGGAGCAGGUGGCCCGACACAGGCACUGGAUAAGAUAUCACUGGCCAUGUCGUCAAGUCCACCGUAUACGCCUCUAAGCCCAACGGCUAGUCCCAACAACCUGCCAUUCUCAGAUAAUAAUAUAGACGAUGGAAAGGCUGUAUCUGGUCCUCUUCUUGCUCAGCAAACGGGAUGGAUUCCACGGGACAUGUAUACGCUUGCUCUAAUAAUAAGUUGUGUGACGGUCUUGUCGCUGGCUGCAUUUGGUGGAGCUGCUUCGAGAUGGGGUGAACCUGCUGCUGAACGAGUAGCUGCUGCUACGUAUGCUCUGAUUCUAAUAUUGACAUUCUUGCCAUUUGAUACUUUAUAUCGUAACUUGCGGGUCAAGUUCUUGAGGUCUCUGAGACGUAUUGCAUUUGGAACACUAUACUCGGAAGUGCCGUUCUGUGAUGUCAUAUUGGCUGAUAUAUUGACCUCCUAUUCUCGAGUCUUUGGAGAUUUGCAGAUUGUAUUUUGGACACUAGUUAUGCCAGAUGAAGAAAUCGUGCCUGCUGCCAGAGCAGGUCAUCCGGGAGAUAAGACUGGCACUGCUGUAACUGUAGUAGCUCCGACAUCUAUACUUGGCUCAUGGACGGACUUGGUUGCCCCGAUACUGAUCAGCGGUCCCUUCUUGUUUCGGUUACGACAAUGUAUAUCUGAAUAUAACCUAGCUUCGGAACCUGCAGCAAAGAAUCGACACUUGGCCAACGCUGGGAAAUAUCUGUCAGCUAUACCCGUCAUCAUGUCGUCAUUUAUGAUCAAUUGGCUGCGGAUGUCUUAUCGUGGUGCUGCCUUUUCAUCAAGUGGGCUGAGCGCUGAAGAGUUGCUCAAGGCUGAAUGGAAGCUCGACUUUGCUGUGGGCAUUUGGGUCUUCUUCUCAAUCGUGAAUUCGCUAUUCUCUAUAUAUUGGGACUUGAUAAUGGAUUGGUCAUUGUUUAGGAGGCGGCAUCGUCACUUGCCAGCCUUCCCUAGGUUUCUGAGACCCAUACUUCACUUCAAGCACCCCGUGGCAUAUUACGUUGCCGUCGUAAUCAAUGUAAUGUUAAGGCUGUGUUGGACUAUCAAGGUCCCACUCUUCUUUGCUCUAGUGGAUGCAACAGUGAAACCUUCAGCACCUGGAGUUAGGCCUGAAGAAGAGCAGAUCCCAAUGCUGCUUGGAGUUGAUUUGGCUCUCAAAGUAGCUGAGGUGCUUAGGAGGUGGUUGUGGGUGUUUUUCCGUAUUGAACGUGAAUUGGUGUCGAAGGGGUACUCUCAGAUGGAAGAUACACCAUAA
Molecule: messenger RNA, 1617 nt
Organism: Synchytrium microbalum
Lineage: Eukaryota; Fungi; Chytridiomycota; Chytridiomycetes; Synchytriales; Synchytriaceae
Exons: 4
Coding region: 1-1617 (538 amino acids)
Cellular component (GO): cytoplasm; membrane
Source: RefSeq, a predicted model, not a curated record